UUGGCGAGAAUAAACUUUUGUUUGGACAAAGAAAAUACAGAUCUCUCUAUCCAACAUCCUAAAACCGAAUAUUUUAGCAUAAUAAUAAUAUUCUUCUCAUCUCAUCUGCCAAAUGGAUGACCCGAAACCUGAUCAAUCUUCAGAUAAGGGUUUGGAAGCACCCAAUGUGUUGGAGGUGCGUACUGGAAAACACCCAUCACAUAAUAAGGAAACUCACGGGAUGCGUGAUGAUAUCGAUGUGAAUACGCCCAUUGGUGAUGUCAAAGGUCCUAAUGUGUUUGAAAGAGUAAAAGAGGAAUUUGAGGCUAUCAAGGAAGCCAUUCAUUCACACAAAGAAUCGCCUUCUAGUGCUCGCAAGGUUGAUACGGCGUUUUCAGGAUCUAAACAUGAGAAGCAAGGCUCAUUUGCAGAAGAACAUAUGGGGAGUCCCAGUAAAAGUAGUCACCAUAAAGAGACACAUGGGAGGGGGGAUGAUAUUGAUGCUGACAUCCCAAUCAGUGAAUUCAAAGGUCCUAGCAUAUUUCAUCGUGCUAAAGAAGAGAUUGAGGCCAUUGUUGAUACUAUUCAUUCUAAGAAAGAAUCUGAUGACCAGGAUACUCCAUCACCAAAGAAGGAGGGUGGAUUCCGAGCUGCAGUUAAGCAAAAGCUACAUAGAAUUAGUAAGCAUGAAUGAGGGUUUUUGAACACUUCAGGUCCUCAAUAAAACAAUGCGUCAGGAUGCAUGAACACAUUGUUAGGACUCGACAGACUUGUCUAAUACUAAUUGUCAAGUUUGCAACAAUGGUUACAUAUGCUUCGGCAAAUCAGCUUGUAGCACCUUGUUUUAUUUGCAGCAGGGCUGGCAAUGGGCUGAGCGUGCAUUCAACAUGUAGAUACUUCUAUAUUAGCAAGUAAUGGAGUCUAAGUGAAUUUUCUUGCAA
Molecule: messenger RNA, 920 nt
Organism: Erigeron canadensis
Lineage: Eukaryota; Viridiplantae; Streptophyta; Magnoliopsida; Asterales; Asteraceae
Exons: 5
Coding region: 113-673 (186 amino acids)
Source: RefSeq, a predicted model, not a curated record